This is a messenger RNA of Fibroporia radiculosa, 963 nucleotides long. RefSeq lists its product as uncharacterized. NCBI's taxonomy places the organism in Eukaryota, Fungi, Basidiomycota, Agaricomycetes, Polyporales, Fibroporiaceae. Bases 1 to 963 code for a protein of 320 amino acids. Gene Ontology annotation, biological process: protein maturation. Gene Ontology annotation, molecular function: threonine-type endopeptidase activity. The record is from RefSeq and is a predicted model, not a curated record. The transcript has 9 exons.
AUGCUCCUGGAGGAUGCAGAAUGCCUCAACGCAGGCUACGGGUCCAAUCUUACACAGGACGGCGAAGUGGAAUGCGAUGCUUCAAUCAUAACCGGCAAUGACACUGCCUUUGGUAGUGUUGGAGCUGUGUCAGGAAUUCAGAAUCCCAUCAGGCUCGCACGGGCUAUUCUUGAUUAUUCUCUCAAGCCGGAUCCUCUCGGUCGCAUUCCACCUAUGAUGCUUGUUUCGAGUGGUGCUUUAUCUUUCGCUAGAUCUCAGAAUUUGGAUCCCGUAUCUCCUCAUCAACUAAUUUCUCCUCGAGCCAGAAAGGAGUGGGAGAGAUGGUCAUUAGAGUUGACCAAUGCCAAGAUGGAAAUGCCCCAUGAUACCACUGGGAUCGACGCAGCCAACACAUACAGUCCUGAACAUCGCACGGAAAGAAUUUCCAUACACGCUCUGCAAGAUACAGUCGGGGCCAUUGCAUGGAGUACCGGAGGUGCACCCUGCGCCGGUGUGUCCAGUGGUGGUCUGUUGCUGAAAUCUUCCGGUCGUGUCGGCGAGCCAUAUAUGGAGCAGGUUGUUGGGCCCAGCGGUACAACAGCAAGCCAAUCUGUAGCAUGGCGUGCAGUGUAUCUGGUUGUAAUCAAUGCUCUUGUUGGAGCGGGAGAAUAUAUUAUCCAAGCUGCUCUUGCGAGAAGUUUGAGUGAUGCCCUUGGGUCGUCGAGCGAGGGUGAUACUCAUGAAAUUAUCCAACAAGUGCUGGAUCAAUACGUUCACGUAGAUCGCAGGCCUGACGUUAAUACAAUCCCUGACAUUGGUAUGCUCGUCUUUACCGAAGAAGAAAGUUUAGACGGAUAUGCUACACCCCGUUUAUGGUGUGCGUUCACUACGGAGAGCAUGGCUGUGGCCUACGCAUCUUCUAUUGACUCCAAACCCAAGGUCAAGCUUCUACACGAGGUGACGUAUGCACUGACCGAACCGUAA